This is a messenger RNA of Phaeoacremonium minimum UCRPA7, 459 nucleotides long. RefSeq names its product putative nucleoside diphosphate kinase protein. Lineage: Eukaryota; Fungi; Ascomycota; Sordariomycetes; Togniniales; Togniniaceae. The transcript is spliced from 7 exons. Bases 1 to 459 code for a protein of 152 amino acids. Gene Ontology annotation, biological process: CTP biosynthetic process; GTP biosynthetic process; UTP biosynthetic process. Gene Ontology annotation, molecular function: nucleoside diphosphate kinase activity. The record is from RefSeq and is a predicted model, not a curated record.
AUGUCUUCCACCGAGCAGACCUUCAUUGCCAUCAAGCCUGAUGGCGUCCAGCGUGGACUCGUUGGCGCCAUCAUCACUCGCUUCGAGCAGCGAGGAUACAAGCUUGCGGCCAUCAAGCUCGUCACUCCCUCCAAGGAGCAUCUCGAGACCCACUAUGCCGACCUGAAGGAGAAGCCAUUCUUCCCCGGUCUGGUCAAGUACAUGCUCAGCGGCCCGAUCUGUGCCAUGGUUUGGGAAGGCCAGGACGCCGUCAAGACUGGCCGCGUGCUCCUCGGUGCCACCAACCCCUUGGCAUCCGCUCCGGGAACUAUUCGAGGCGACUUCGCCAUUGCAACCGGCAGGAAUGUCUGCCACGGUUCUGACAGCGUCGAGAACGCCAAGAAGGAGAUCGCUCUUUGGUUCAAAGAAGGCGAGGUGAUUAACUGGAAGCUAGCUCUGCAUGACUGGGUCUAUGAGUAG